AGGUUGGUAAUGUGUGUGUGUGUAUGAGGGAGUGUUGUGCGUGUAUGAGGAGGUGUUGGGAGUCCGUGUGUAUGAAUGGUGCUGGGUUUGUUAAUGGCAUUAGCACUGCAUUGCUAGCAGAUAACUAAUAAAUGUCUGUUUACGGGAAAGGAAUUUUGAGAGUGUAUGAGAAACAGAAUUUCUAUUUACAUUAAUAUAGAGCCCUUAUGUUGGAUGAUGUGUCUGAAAGCCUUGCAUAGCUGACUGUAACUUAUUUGUAGACUGAAGGGUGGGAGGCAGGCAGAUACUGACCAAAAUAACCUGACUGCAAACAGAUUUACCAUUGAACCGUCUGGUGUAUCUUAUCAAAUCCUCGGGUCCCAGACAAUAAUGUUGUGAAGCUGUCUGUUUAGCUUUGCCAUGUUUGUGCUGAAUCACAUUUUAAUGUGUUGACGUGCAAACAGAAAGCCGGUUUGCUCCCAAGCAUGGAGGCAUCACUAAUUAUCUUCCUUUAAUAAGACUUAUUUAUUGCAAGUGUUUGAGGGACAGCUAGACUUCAGCCCUCACCAGCUGGGAUUCACAAAAGGUCACCAGAUCCUUAGAGCAUCUGAGCUGUGAGCGCGUGAUUUCAUCAGCUUCCACUGGAUGAAUUUGCAUUUGUUUCACUAAACUCAACGAGUCUAGUGACAGAGGACAGACAGUGCCUGAUUCCCGGCCAGUGGAGACGAUCGUGAGGACCGAGUGCUGAGAAGUAGGAAUUAAAAAAAGGUCAGCGAAAGGACAGCAGUCAUGUUGACAUUAGCCAAAAAGCUGAAACGGGAAGAAGGUGUGAAAGGAAGAGGAACCAAUAACCAAAGCCUAGAUUCCACUCGCCGUAUCUCCAUCAGGGAUAAACUUCUCAUCAAAGAGGUUGCAGAGCUUGAAGCAAACCUGCCCAGUACGUGUAAACUGGAUUUCCCAGACGCAAACAAGCUCCAUUCCUUCCAGCUGUGCAUCACACCAGAUGAGGGUUAUUACCAGGGUGGCCAGUUCCAAUUUGAAACUGACGUCCCAGAAGCCUACAACAUGGUGCCUCCCAAAGUCAAGUGCUUGACCAGAAUCUGGCACCCUAAUAUAUCAGAGACUGGAGAAAUCUGCCUCAGUUUGCUGAGGGAGCACUCCAUCGACGGCACAGGCUGGGCCCCGACGAGAACACUGAAGGAUGUGGUGUGGGGACUAAACUCCUUAUUCACUGAUCUGCUGAAUUUCGAUGAUCCUCUCAACAUCGAAGCCGCUGAGCAUCAUCUUCGUGACAAGGAUGACUACAUACGCAAAUGGAUGAAGCCAAAGUCAAAUGGAAGAACAAGGUUUUCUUCACCAUAGAAGAUAAAGUUGUCCUUGCUUUGCAGCUGGUGUCUACAACAACACAUUUAAUAGACUGGCAUACGUGACCAACAUGGUAAAAAGAACCAGAAAUUUUGGGUUAAAUGGAAAUAGCUGAAUUUUGGGAACGGAGUAGCUAAUACAACCAAUCUCGAGGAAAGAGGGAUAGACUACAAUCAAUAUGUAUUGACCAACAAGUUAACAAGUCGAUUGCUCCAUCGCCACCGUGUUGAUCAGAUCAACUCAUUGCAUUGAACUGUACUAACCCGUCGUAAGCAUUCAUUUGAUUAGCUAAAACGUAGAACCUUGAUAUGUAUAAUCUUGCUAAUCUUUAUCAAAAUUUACUAAUUGAAGCAAAUUGAGAGUUUGUGUCAGUUC
Molecule: messenger RNA, 1719 nt
Organism: Callorhinchus milii (elephant shark)
Lineage: Eukaryota; Metazoa; Chordata; Chondrichthyes; Chimaeriformes; Callorhinchidae
Gene: ube2f
Product: ubiquitin-conjugating enzyme E2F (putative)
Exons: 10
Coding region: 769-1341 (190 amino acids)
Biological process (GO): protein neddylation
Cellular component (GO): nucleus
Molecular function (GO): NEDD8 transferase activity
Source: RefSeq, a predicted model, not a curated record